Drosophila serrata is the source of this 1699-nucleotide messenger RNA. RefSeq names its product RtcB RNA ligase (gene RtcB). The record is from RefSeq and is a predicted model, not a curated record. Gene Ontology annotation, molecular function: RNA ligase (ATP) activity; RNA ligase (GTP) activity. Lineage: Eukaryota; Metazoa; Arthropoda; Insecta; Diptera; Drosophilidae. Gene Ontology annotation, biological process: tRNA splicing, via endonucleolytic cleavage and ligation. Gene Ontology annotation, cellular component: tRNA-splicing ligase complex; nucleus.
CUAAUUGCCAAGUAAAAUGUAAAAAAACAUAUGGGCAAAUGCAAAAGCUGAUGAAAUAGCAAGCCAAUAAAUAGCAUUUCGUGACAAAGAAGCAAGAAAAGUGAACUCCUAAACUCCUCACGAUGGUCGUGCGCUCGUACAACGAUGAGCUCAAGUACCUGGAGAAGGUGAGCGACCACUGCUGGCGGAUCAAGAAGGGAUUCCAGCCCAACAUGAACGUGGAGGGAUGUUUCUACGUGAACAGUCGCCUGGAGCGUCUGAUGCUGGAGGAGCUGAAGAACUCCUGUCGUCCGGGAGCUGUAGGAGGCUUCCUGCCUGGAGUAAAACAGAUCGCUAAUGUGGCAGCACUACCCGGUAUCGUGGGUCGUUCAAUUGGGCUGCCCGACAUCCACUCCGGCUAUGGAUUUGCCAUUGGAAACAUGGCUGCCUUCGACAUGGAUGACCCCUUGUCUGUGGUGAGUCCCGGAGGCGUUGGAUUCGACAUUAACUGCGGCGUCCGCCUGCUGCGCACAAAUCUGUACGAGAAGGACGUGCAACCGGUGAAGGAGCAGCUAGCCCAGUCCCUGUUCGAUCACAUACCCGUGGGCGUAGGCUCCAAGGGCAUCAUACCGAUGAACGCCCGCGACCUGGAGGAGGCCCUCGAAAUGGGCAUGGAUUGGUCUCUGCGGGAGGGCUACGUCUGGGCCGAGGACAAAGAGCAUUGCGAGGAGUACGGUCGAAUGCUUAAUGCCGAUCCCGCCAAGGUGAGCAUGCGAGCCAAGAAGCGUGGUCUGCCCCAGCUAGGAACUCUGGGUGCUGGUAACCACUACGCCGAAAUCCAGGUAGUGGACGAGAUCUACGACAAAUGGAGCGCCUCAAAGAUGGGCAUCGAGGAGAAGGGCCAAGUGGUGGUUAUGAUUCACUCCGGAAGCCGUGGCUUUGGUCACCAAGUGGCCACCGACGCUCUGGUGCAGAUGGAAAAGGCCAUGAAGCGAGACAAGAUCGAGACCAAUGACCGGCAGCUGGCCUGCGCUAGGAUUAACUCGGUAGAGGGACAGGAUUACCUCAAGGCCAUGGCGGCGGCGGCCAACUUUGCUUGGGUUAACCGCAGCUCGAUGACCUUCCUUACGCGUCAGGCCUUCGCCAAGAUGUUCAACACCACACCGGAUGAUCUUGACAUGCAUGUCAUCUACGAUGUCUCGCACAACAUUGCCAAGGUGGAGAACCACAUGGUCGAUGGCAAGGAGCGAAAACUGCUCGUUCACCGAAAGGGCUCUACGCGAGCCUUCCCUCCGCAUCACCCUCUCAUCCCUGUGGACUAUCAGCUCACUGGACAACCCGUCCUGGUGGGUGGAACCAUGGGCACCUGCAGCUACGUUUUGACUGGAACAGAGCAGGGCAUGAAGGAGACCUUCGGCAGCACUUGCCACGGAGCGGGUCGCGCCCUUUCCCGUGCAAAAUCUCGCCGUAAUAUCGAUUAUAAGGAAGUGCUGGAAAAGCUAGAUCAGAUCGGUAUCGCCAUUCGAGUAGCUUCGCCCAAGCUGGUCAUGGAGGAGGCUCCAGAGUCGUAUAAGGAUGUCACCGAUGUGGUCGACACCUGUCAUGCGGCGGGCAUAAGCAAAAGUGCAUUAAAUUGCGACCAAUUGCGGUUAUAAAGGGUUGAUAGAUACUUCUACAGGCUGAUUAAAUCUUAAUUUAUUUAACGGAAUUAAAUAUAAAU